GGUGGCGGGACGGGCGGGAGGGCGGCCCCGCUCCCGGUGCCGCUCCCGGUGCCGGUCCUGGUUCUGCUCCCGGUCCCGGUGGCCCCGGAGUGCCGUUCGUGCUGUCCCUGUCCCCAGCCCGCGCUGCCACCAUGAGCUCCGAGACCCUGGUCAAGGACGUCAAACCCGGCCUCAAGAACCUCAACCUCAUCUUCAUCGUGCUGGAGACCGGCCGGGUGACCAAGACCAAGGACGGCCACGAGGUCAGGACGUGCAAAGUGGCCGACAAGACCGGCAGCAUCAACAUCUCCGUGUGGGACGAUGUGGGCAACCUCAUCCAGCCUGGGGACAUCAUCCGCCUCACCAAGGGCUACGCCUCCGUCUUCAAGGGCUGCCUGACGCUCUACACCGGCCGAGGGGGGGAUCUGCAGAAGAUUGGAGAGUGGUUCCCCGCAGCCCCCGAGAGCCAGAACGGGAACGGGCUGAGCCCGGGGGGGCCCCCCGCGCACCCCCCGAGCGGCCGCAUCACCCGCAGCCAGCCCGGCCCCGUCAGCAACGGCAAAGAGACGCGCAGGAGCGGCAAGAGAUAACGGGGACCCCCCCGGGAACCCCCCCGGGACCCCCCCGGCACCGGGGGAUCCCCGGUUCCCCAAACCCGCGGCAAGGAGGGGGUGCCCGGUGUCCCCCCCCGGGCGGGUCCGGACCCUCUCCGCUGCUCGGGGGUCCCGUGGGGGGCGGCUCUGCCUGGACCCCCCCUCGGAACCCCCUCGGAAUCCCCCAGGACGCCCCCGGGAACCCCCUGGCACCGGGGGGUCCCCGGUUCCCCAAACCCGCAACGGGAAAAGGGUUCCCGGUGUCCCCCCGCCCCGGUGCUGGUCCCGACCCCCCUCCGCUGCCCGGGGGUCCCGGCGGGGUCCAUCCCGUGCCCCCCGCCCACCCUCGGGAGGGGUUAAUAAAGAACCGAGCUCUG
Molecule: messenger RNA, 949 nt
Organism: Pyrgilauda ruficollis (rufous-necked snowfinch)
Lineage: Eukaryota; Metazoa; Chordata; Aves; Passeriformes; Passeridae
Gene: NABP2
Product: nucleic acid binding protein 2
Exons: 5
Coding region: 132-569 (145 amino acids)
Biological process (GO): response to ionizing radiation; double-strand break repair via homologous recombination; mitotic cell cycle checkpoint signaling
Cellular component (GO): SOSS complex
Molecular function (GO): DNA binding
Source: RefSeq, a predicted model, not a curated record